Molecule: messenger RNA, 3853 nt
Organism: Schistocerca americana (American grasshopper)
Lineage: Eukaryota; Metazoa; Arthropoda; Insecta; Orthoptera; Acrididae
Product: protein lin-54 homolog
Exons: 12
Coding region: 257-3112 (951 amino acids)
Biological process (GO): regulation of DNA-templated transcription
Cellular component (GO): nucleus
Source: RefSeq, a predicted model, not a curated record
GAUGGUUGCACCGCGGAAGGUGCAAAGUAGCUCGACGUAAUAGUAUGUUGCUGUGCGCGCUUUGUUUGAAAAUGGAGGCGAUGAUGUUCUUAUCAUGAAUGGGUCUAUUUCGUCUGAUAUUGACAUUGUCGACCAUUUCUUCACAAGGCCUUAAUUAUGGUGUAUAAAUGUAAGAUACUUCGAAAUCAUUCAUACGCGGCGGUCCAGUGCAUUGUGGGAUGGUAAUGGUGGGCGCGUGAUUUUGAACAAAUACAGAAUGCCAGCUCCAGAUACAGGAGGUACUGAAACCCCACCUGGGGCUAGAGCAAUUGUUGAAGCUUUAGGCCUGGACGCUGGUGCUCUUGCAGAUGGUGAUCUCAGUGCUCUCACAUAUCAGCAUUCAAAUGAUCAGUUUAAUCCAUCAGAGUUUGAAGCAUUGGCCCAUUUCCCACCAGAACUAGAUUGUUUGAAUUCUACUGUUGAAGUUGAAAGUUCGUUGGGUGAUGCUCUGGAUAGUGCUGGUGAAGUGCUAAGUGUAGAAGAAACAGUGGAAUCUGUGGAAAUUGUUACAAGUGUACAUGACCCAAAUGAAGUGCCCCAUUCUCCAGGCUCUAUCCUCCCAGAUAUUGUGGAAGAAGAAUCUACUGAUGAUAUGGACAUCAAUGACAUGGGAAUAUCAGACUCACCUGAGGCUGAUGCAUUACAACUAUCAUCAUCCUCCCAUCACUUAGCCUCCUAUGGAAACAGUUUGGCGUUUACGUCGUCACCUAUGAAUGCAAAAACUCCACAGGCUGGUUCAUCAAUAGUGGUGAUACAGUCUCCUGUUGCAUCAAGUACGUGUUUAACACCCACAAGUUUCUCACAAACACAUGUUACAGUUAGUGGUGGACAAAUUGUUGGAAAGAUUGCAGGAAUGUCAGGUAACGUACCCAUUGGCACAAUGCCUCAGUUCCAGCCAAUAACUCAGACACUAGUGACAGCAAAGUCAUCGGAUGGUAAUAUAGUUCAGCUACGUCCAACAAAUAUGAACAGGCAAGCAGCUAUGACAUCUCCAACCAACUUUACCUCUUCAGCACUUCAGGGAAUUAAACCUUUGCAAGCCACUGUCAAGAGACCAGCUGCUGCCACAUCUGGACAGAUAAGAAAUGUAUUUGCAAAAGUAAUUAUAACAGGGAACCAACAAAACCAGCAAGGACAACCAGUAAUGUUAACAACAUCUCAAGCUGAAGGACUGACUACUGGACAGCCACUCAAAAUAGUUACUAGUACAGGACAAAGUAGUACAUCUACACUAUUGGCAAGCCCAACUAAAGCUAUUACAUUAGCUCAGGCACAGCAGAUGGGGCUGAUACAACCUACAAGAAUUCAUUCUGUGGCUCCAAGUUCUCCCAGUAAGAACAUUGUUGUUAAUAAGUUUGUAACAUCUCCAGUAAAAAUGCCAGCCAAAUUAGUAAUGCCAGCAUCUACAGUUGUGAAGAUUCCUACAAAAAUUCUGCCUGCACCUACAAGUAUGCAACAAUCUCUUGGGGGUGUUGCAACAGUUUCUGGUGCUACAUCAGCAGUUUCAACAGUUAAUACUAGUGUCAAGCCACUAAGCCCUCAGAAAGUCAUCAUUAGGCAGGGUUCCUUAAAACCAGGUACUGUACUUACAUCAUCUACAGGAAGUGGUCAAGUUAUCAGUAUACCUGCAACCCAAAAUGUUAUGGGUCCUGCUGUAAGCAUUGCUCAAGUUCAGAUGCCAGGAUCGCGGCAGUUGCAGUAUGUGCGACUCGUCAGCACAGCAAGUGGCAGUACAUCAACAGUGGCAAGUACAGCUAGGGCAUCCACUGAUGGUCUGCUGUCUGCAACGGCAGUCAGUGCCACCGCCAGGCCUUUAGCGAUGUCAACAGUACGCUCGCAGCCGCAGGCUGUGAAGAUGGUACCAAUAGCACCAGCAGCACCCUCAGUCCGAACGGUUGUUCCAAAACCUGCCUCUGGUCAACCUGCACAGAGGAUCCUCAUUCCUGCAGCUACUCCAGUGUCACAGCUUCGAGGAGCUCAGAAUGUAGCAACGCUUCAAGCUUCAACAGUUACAGGAGCAGCUAUUCUUCCAUCUGGUGGUAACAGCUACGUGAUGCUGCCAGCACACUAUGUGGAGCAAGUUAAAAAUUUACAGGCACAGCAGCAACUAAAUCAGCAAAAACAGCAAGAGCAUCAGAUGCAACAAGAAGAACAGCAGCAAGAGCAACAGCUGCAGCAAGCCCAUCAGUUUCAGCAGCAACAACGUCACCAUCAGCAGGCACAACUGCAGUCCCAGAAGGAGAAGACGCAGACACAGCAGCAGGAAUCUAGCAGUGCCAACAUCCUAAGCUCCAGUGGGAGCCACAGCCAGGCUACUGGUCCUGUGAACACAGAUACCCCAGCUCCUCCGCGUUCAGGAGCAUCAUCCCGCACCACGUUGGAGCCCAAUGGCAUUAGGCCUCGAAAACCGUGUAACUGCACCAAAUCCCAAUGUCUGAAACUGUACUGUGACUGCUUCGCAAAUGGAGAAUUCUGCCACAUGUGUAACUGUAACAACUGCUAUAACAAUCUUGACCAUGAAGAAGAUCGUCAGCGAGCUAUAAAGUCAUGCUUAGAGAGAAAUCCAAAUGCAUUUCGUCCAAAAAUUGGCAAAGGCAUGGUAGGGGAUGAAAGGAGGCAUAAUAAAGGCUGUAACUGUAAACGCUCUGGCUGCCUGAAAAAUUAUUGUGAAUGUUAUGAGGCAAAAAUACCUUGUUCAAAUAACUGCAGAUGCAUUGGUUGUCGCAAUGUAGAAGAAAGUUGUGACAAAAAGUCAUUGAGAGAUUUGGCAGAUGCUGCAGAAGUUCGUGUACAGCAGCAGACAGCCGUCAAGAACAAACUGUCAGCACAUAUACAGGAUAUUGCGCGUCCUCAGGCAUCAACACCGUCUGGCUCUAGGCAUGCAUUCAACUUCAUGACCCAAGAUGUUAUACAUGCAACAUGUCAGUGUAUGUUAGCCCAAGCAGAAGAUUCUGAGCGCAGUAAUAAUUCAGAGACUCAAGCAGAGAGACUGAUUUUGGAAGAGUUUGGUCGCUGCCUAGUCCAGAUCAUAGAAUGUGCCAGUAAGACGGAAGCUAGUGCAGUACAGAUGUGAAGAAUUAGUCAUCCAAGCUUUACACUGUAUCAGUUUCUGUGCAAAGAAAACUGGAAAAUAUUUUUUAUGAAAGUGCAUUUUUCAUUGUUAAAUAUAAAAGUGCUUUAUGUAAAUACAGUGAUUAAACCACACUUCCCUUUGACUUCAGAAAAUAUUCCCCCCCUGCCCCCCUGAUGUGUUCACGGAUAGUUCACAAUUUGUAAGGUUUUGUGGUUUCAGCGAUAGUGAACUGUAUAUUAGACUGAAAGUGCAGUGUAAAUAUUUUACAUUCUUUUUAUGAUCACAGAUUUUCUGUGAAAUGUGUUUCUUAAGACUGAAAAUAAUUGUUUUAUCUGGCAUGAUAUGACAGCAGGGUCUUUCAGACAAAAUGUACAUUUUAUGUAUAAAAUCAGACCUUCAUAUACAAUGAAUAGAGAAAUAUUUUAACGGCUAAUAAGUAUGCCAAAAAAAGAGCAUCAGCUGGCAAUAAAACAGUUUCUCGUAGAUUAUUUUUAUAUUUAUCGAUUUACAAAAUUAUUUUAUCAUGUGUAUAGUUUGAUUCUGUGUACAAGGUGCAAUAUUAUGUGUGCAGUCACAUAACGUAUUAUUACUUUUACCUGUUUUUAUUUGUGUGCUGUUUUGCGAGGAAGAGUGUUUUAUUAUGUAUAAUUUAUUUGUCCUGCUUUGUUGAGAUCUGUGUAUAUCUUUUAUCUAUAACUGUACAUACCACAGAAGAAAAUGUUGUAAAACUUUUGAGCUAUG